Molecule: messenger RNA, 1420 nt
Organism: Dufourea novaeangliae
Lineage: Eukaryota; Metazoa; Arthropoda; Insecta; Hymenoptera; Halictidae
Product: suppressor APC domain-containing protein 2
Exons: 4
Coding region: 68-1420 (450 amino acids)
Source: RefSeq, a predicted model, not a curated record
UUGUAAAAUAUUUAAACGAUUAUAUGUGGCUUUAAUAACCAUACUUUAAGCACUCUUGUAUAUAAACAUGGCGCAAAUACAAACUUCAGGCGCUGAUGGGCUGCCAAAACAUUUUGUCAGUGCCAUGCGUACGCUUUUUGAUAUAAUGGAUGAUCAAAAUACAGGGUUUGUCAAAUUUUCGGACAUUGAAGGUAGAUGGCAAGAUGAUGGAACACAAGGUCUUCCAAAAGGUGUUUUAGACAGUCUUAAAAAAGUUACACCAUCCAAUGGUUUGUUAUCUUUCGAAAGGUUUUGCACAGGGCUCAAAAUCUGUCUACUACAAAUUCAAGCAGAGUCUGAUUCCAAAAAACAUGGUGGCCAACCAAAUAGACCACCGUCUGCACCAAUUCUUAUUCCAGAUAGUCAAACUAAGGCAACAUGGACAUCUCCGAAUACAGCAACUAUAAGACCAAAUAAUGCCAUAUCUCAACAGCGAACCUUAAGUAUGCCACAGUUAUUAGCAGGUCGUAAAGAUGCCAAUGCACAGUUAGAAUUAACGGAUAGUAGAAAUGGAGCAGAAUCAAAACUAAACAAAGCAUAUGGACCCCCAAAACCUCCUAGGACUGGAGCUGCAUUAGAAGCUAGAAUUAUUAACACCGAUAGAAAUUUUGACAAGUCUGAAAUUCGAACAGUAUUACAGAAUUGGCAAAUGGGUUUAUUAAUGAAUGAUGAUAAAACUAUAGAGAAACGACAAUUGUCAGCAGUAAAUUGUAGACCAGAUACAAGAACGUUAUUAAGACCAACUCGGGUAUUGGGAGAUGGUAAAGCAGUUGACUUACAAAAUAAUCAAAUUGGUUUUCAACUUAAAAAACCACUAAAUCGCCGUAGAGAACCUAGACGUCAUACGUUGCAGAAUGGUAUUGAUUAUAAUAUGAUGAAAAGAAUGAAACAAAUUGAGCAAGAGAAAGAUGUAUUACUUCAGGGUCUAGCUGCAGUUGAUAAAGCUAGGGAAUGGUAUUUGAAACAAAUAUCUGCUACUCAAGAAAAGAUAAAACAUCUUGGACGUAUGGGAUCUCAUGUGGAGCAAUGGACAGAAGCACAGCAGGAACGUCUGGAACUACAACGUGCUCGGGUGUUGGAAGUCAAUAGACACCUUUCUGCAUUGAUAAGUAGCUGGGAACAUGGGGGUCUUCCUCUACAUAUGAAUCUUGCCUUUCUUAGUACUCCAACAUCUACACAACUUCAACAAGAUAUGCUUUCUAGGCUCAAGCAACAAAAUCACCGACUAACAGAAGAAGUUAGCAAAAAAAGCCAACGAAUAGUGAUACUUGAACAAGAAAAGGAUAAUUUGGUGCGAGAAUUAUAUAAUAGACAAGGUGGUAUGGUUCAGUCUCGAAGAGCAACAAUGAUCCACGAACAACAUGACCAAACAUUCAUGUAA